AUGGCUCUGUUCCCUCAACUACUGCUCUUUUUCUUAUCUGCACUUCCAUAUCAGCAUUUGGCCAGAGGUGAUACAUGCCGUGACUGCUUCAUCCAAUCUAGGGCAGCUUACUACCCGGAUUCUGAUACACAAGGAACAGAGUCUGGUGCAUGCGAGUAUGGCACUUUUGGAGCAACACUUAAUGGCGGGGAUGUUUCAGCAGCAUCUAAGCUUUAUCGAAACGGUGUGGGUUGUGGUGCAUGCUAUCAGGUGAGAUGUAUUAAUGCCAAAUUCUGCUCAAACAACGGUGUUACAAUAGUUAUUACAGAUUUGGGUGCAAGUGGCGAUACUGAUUUUAUUCUUAGCCAGCAUGCCUUUGCUAGGAUGGGCCAAAAUGCUGAUGCAGGUACAUCCCUUCUAGCUCUCGGUUUCAUCGGCAUCGAGUAUCAGAGGGUUUCUUGCAGCUACACAAACAGGAACAUUGCCUUCAAGAUUGACCAGAGCAGCAACUACCCUUACUACUUUGCUUUUCAAAUUUGGUAUCUUCAAGGGAACAAGGAUAUAAUAGCAGUUCAAUUGUGUGAGACUGAAAAAUUAACAUGUAAGUUGUUGGAGAGAAGCCAUGGAGCAGUGUGGGCAGUGGCAUCCCCACCAAGUGGAACUCUCUCUGUGAGGAUGCUACUGAGUGGAAGCGAUGACGGAGAUGAAUCAUGGGUCGUGCCUCCCAAUAAUAUACCGCAAAAUUGGACUUCUGGAGUCAUAUAUGAUUCUGGAAUACAAGUUUAGUGGCAACUACGGCAGUAUUAGCUAGAUGCUUUUAACACCUUAUAACAAUUGAUAUCUUAUUUAUUCCAUAGUUGCUCGCAAAUUAUCAAAAAGAUUUCAAAGGAAAAAAACAAAUUCAAAUAUCAAAAGUAUGAAAUGUAUUUGUCUUGUAUCAAGGGAAAAGGGGCCCAGAAUCA
This is a messenger RNA of Zingiber officinale, 941 nucleotides long. RefSeq names its product expansin-like B1. NCBI's taxonomy places the organism in Eukaryota, Viridiplantae, Streptophyta, Magnoliopsida, Zingiberales, Zingiberaceae. The record is from RefSeq and is a predicted model, not a curated record. Bases 1 to 765 code for a protein of 254 amino acids. The transcript is spliced from 5 exons.